Molecule: messenger RNA, 1292 nt
Organism: Phalaenopsis equestris
Lineage: Eukaryota; Viridiplantae; Streptophyta; Magnoliopsida; Asparagales; Orchidaceae
Product: protein YIF1B-like
Exons: 5
Coding region: 278-1081 (267 amino acids)
Biological process (GO): endoplasmic reticulum to Golgi vesicle-mediated transport
Cellular component (GO): Golgi membrane; endoplasmic reticulum-Golgi intermediate compartment; endoplasmic reticulum membrane
Source: RefSeq, a predicted model, not a curated record
CCAUAGAAUAAUGACGAUGGUACCGGUCAAGUCUUUCAUACUCGGUAUUUCAAUUGUAGAGCAUGCCCUAGAAACUUCAUCGUUCUUCAUCCGCCAUGCGUUUAAACUUCACCUCUUCAUCGGCGCCUGCGAGAUCAUCAGCAAUUAGAAGAGGCGGAGGGCUUUCAGGUGCUAUCAUACGACGAGACUCUUUGUGCUUGACGGAAUAGUCUCUCUGCUGAGAUCAGCGGCAUAAGCGGGCAUCUUUGUUUGCUGAUCUUGUAUAGAGACUACAGCAAUGUAUGGUAAUAUGGGAGACCAAACUGGGGUUCCCAGGCCCCCACAAAAUCCUCAGCCCACUCCUUUUGGGAAUACAUUCUAUGGAGCAGGAUCUGGUCUCUUCCGAAGCGGUCUAGAAGCAUAUGGAGAGAAAUUUUUGGGCUCAAGCUCUGAGUUCAUGCAAAGUAAUAUUAGCAGCUACUUCUCCAAUCCACAAUACUAUUUUCAAGUGAAUGAUCAGUAUGUGAGAAACAAGUUAAAAGUAGUUUUGUUUCCCUUUCUACACAGGGGACAUUGGACAAGAAUAACUGAACCCGUUGGUGGCAGGUUGUCAUACAAACCUCCUGUAUAUGACAUCAACGCUCCCGACUUAUAUAUUCCUUUGAUGGCCUUCGGUACCUACAUAAUUCUUGCAGGCUUUUCUUUUGGUCUUAUGGGGCGGUUUAGCCCUGAAGCUUUGAGCUUGCAGUUUACAAGAGGUUUGGUCGGCUGGGUUCUACAAGUAAUGCUUCUAAAGGGUUUAUUGUAUUCUUUAGGAAGCGGCGAGGCUCCUCUUCUCGACAUUGUUGCCUAUGGUGGGUAUGCUUUUACUGGCAUCUGCAUCUGCGUGCUUGCGAGGCUUUGUUGGAGGUACUCAUAUUACUUUGCAAUGCCUUUGAUGAGUUUGUGUAUGGGGGUUUUCUUGGUCAAAACCAUGAAGAGGGUGCUUUUCAGUGAGAUGCGGAGCUAUGAAAAGCGCUCAAGCAGGCAACACUAUUUCCUGCUUUUCAUGGCCAUUGCACAGUUUCCUUUGUUCUUCUGGUUGGGCAAUCUUGGGGGUUGAUCAGCUUUUCUCUGCCUUCUUUUUUCCUUUUAAGCUGCUUUUUCUAAUUUAUAUGUUUAUAUGUACAAUUCAAUGGCUGUGUUUUUAAAUACUAGAAAUUAGAAGCAGAAAAAAAAGGAUUUUGGAUUCUUCUAUUCAGUAUAGCUGAGGUCUGUAUGUAUCAAGUUGUUCUUAAAAUUCAUAGAAUGUUCUUGAAAACAGAGGCUUAAUA